Messenger RNA from Parasteatoda tepidariorum (common house spider), 2544 nucleotides. Lineage: Eukaryota; Metazoa; Arthropoda; Arachnida; Araneae; Theridiidae. The record is from RefSeq and is a predicted model, not a curated record.
UUAUAAGGCAUAUUGUUUAUUUCUUUAUAUAUAAUAUAUAUAUAUAUAUAUAUAUAGUUUUUAUCUUGAGAUUUGUUACUCAUUUCGAUAGAUAUAAAAACUAUUCGAAAUAGCUUUGAACUUUAUUAAUUCACUUUUUUAUAUAUUAAGUAAAUAUCUUACUUUCUAAAUUUUUCAUUUGUUUUGUAAUAUUAAAUAAUUUUAAUAUCAGUACUGUAUCAAUAAAACAUAUGCCUAUUUCAUUGGUACAUAUAUACAAAAAAUUCUAUUAUUAUUAGGAAAUAUAAAUUUUGUAUCAACUGUAAAAUAAGCCUUUUUGAUUCUUGAUAAUACGAUUUCAAAUAGUAGUUUUAAUUUAUUUGUAAAUUUUUGGUUUAGGGUAGUUAGUUGAAUAGUGAAAAAAAAGUGCUUUGGGUAACACAUAUAUUUGUUUCAUUUUUAAGAGAUUUAUUCUAACAGCUUUUUUUUACUGUAUUGACCCACCAAGUUUUCAUGAACGAUGAAAACGAUUAUUUUUUUUACUUAAAUUGCAGCUUUUUAGAAACCUUACUGUAAUAUUUUACCAUCAAUGUGAAAUAAAGUUGUAAUUCUAUUUUUAGGCACUUUAAGAUGUAUCCGAUUAAUCGUACUCUUGAUUGUCCUAAAUAUGAACAACUUGUUUCUAAAAAAAAAUGUAAAAGUCUUGUUUGGAAAUAUUUUGGACAGCCAGCAGAUAUUAAAGGUCAGUUGGUUGCACAAAAUAUUGCUGUCUGUAAAACUUGUAAGUAUCCUGUUUCAGCCAAAGGUGGAAGCACAACAAAUUUGAUGACUCAUCUUAAGAUUUAUCAUCCUUUAACAUUUUCCGAUGUUACCUCUUCAAAUAAACAGCUCCAAAAUGCAUCACCUUCUUUUGUUGAUAAUAUAAGUCAGAGUAGCACUUCUUCAAGCAAAAAUGAAUUCAUUGAUGUAGAUGAUGCUCCUGUGCCUCCAGCAAAAAAACAAAGAACACUGCAUGAAUUCCAACCCCUUGGUGGAAAUUGCUUAAAAAAGUAUAACGAUGCUGUUUCAAAAUUUAUAGUUGAGACAUUACAGCCAUUUAGUGUAGUGGAAUCACAAUCGUUUAAAAAUAUGGUUCAUAUUCUGAAUCCUAGGUACAAAGUACCCUGCAGAAAAUAUUUUUCAACUACAGCUAUACCCAGACUUUUCGAAAAUGUAGUUGACACUAUAAAAAGGCACCUUUUAGCUAUUGAUUCCAAUAAUGUUUCAAUAACUACUGAUUGCUGGACUUCAUUGUCUAAUAUUCCUUAUAUAGCUAUAACUGUGCAUUUCAUAAAUUCGCAAUGGGAGCUUCAAUCCGCCUGCCUGACUUGCAAACCAUUUAACGAAGAUCAUACAAGUCAAAAUAUAGCAGAAGCAAUGACAAGCAUUUUGUCAGAUUGGGACUUAGAUAUUGCUAACAUAACAUCAUGUACUACUGAUAAUGGCAGAAAUAUUCUAAAGGCAGUAUCAUUACUAGAAAUACCACAUGUUCCCUGCUUUGGACACACUAUUAAUAUUGGUGUUAACAAAGCUUUGGAAAUACCAAGCAUUAAAAAGGCAGUAUCAAGGGUUAGAAAAUUACAGAAUGCUCUUGCACAUAGCUGGAAGAUGGUACGAGAUUUCCGGAAAGCACAAGAAUUAAUGCAAAUGAAUGUUGUUUCACUACCUAGUGCUUGCAUAACUAGGUGGUGGAGCAUCUUGAAAUUGUGUAAGAGAUUCUUAGAGAAUCAAUUGCCUAUCCGCAAAUUGCUUCAAGACUAUCCAUCAAAAAAACAUCUGAUGGCGGAUAGUAAUGAAGUGAAUACAUUAGAGGAAAUAGUCAAUGCUACAAAACUUUUGGAAGAGAUAUCGAAAAAUCUUUCAGGAGAAGGAUAUACUACUGCAUCAUCAAUUUUGCCUCUUUUAAGAAAAGUAAAUAAGAGUUUAAGAGAGCUUCCUUCAGACAACUCUAUGCAAAAACAAAUAAAAUCAGAACUCUUAUCAUCUUUAAUAAGGUAUGAAAAACCUGAGCUAAUGUCUUUAUUAAGACUAAGCUCAUUUUGUGAUCCAAGAUUUCGCUUAAAUUUUAUAGAUGAGCCAGAACAAACUAAAAUGAUUGUAUUAGAAAAGAUGAUAGCAUUGUAUGAAAUAGAAGAUGCUCAAAGUGUCGCAACCGUUGAAAACCCAAAAGUAUUAGAAGACACUAAAAAAGGUUUAGAGAAACUUUUAGAGAGUGAUGAGGACGAUGAUACUUUAAAUGUUAACAUUCUGACACCAUCAUGUAAGGCAGAAAGAGAGUUCAAUAAUUUCAUUUCUAUGCCAAAAGUAGGCUUAAAUGAUGAUCCACUCAAGUGGUGGAAAAUGAAUGAACAUAAUUUUCCGACUUUGAAACUUCUCGCCAGGAAAUAUUUGACCGUUCAAGGAUCCAGUGUACCGUCAGAGAGAGUUUUUAGUACUGGGGGCAAUGUCGUUAGAAAAAACAGAGCAUCUUUAUCACCUAAACAUUCGGAAAUGCUGAAUAUAAUUUCUAAUAUCGCCCAGUCCUAG